Molecule: messenger RNA, 602 nt
Organism: Dinoponera quadriceps
Lineage: Eukaryota; Metazoa; Arthropoda; Insecta; Hymenoptera; Formicidae
Exons: 3
Coding region: 115-591 (158 amino acids)
Source: RefSeq, a predicted model, not a curated record
GAGAUCACGGAGACGGGGAGGAGAACCAGGACGAAGCACGAUCCCGCCGUUUCACGGCGUCGAAAAUCGAAAGAGGAGUCGACGAAACAGAGAGUCGAGCGUGAAUUCAAAGAGAUGAACGAGUGCAAGAAGCGUCACGCGAUGGCGGACGAAAAGUGCAAGGGGGCCAUCGUGGGAAGGAGAACCGGUGCGGAGGAUGCGAAUAAAACGUGCGGUCAUUCGACGGAGAACAUCAACAUUCGCUAUUUCAACGAUUCGACGAGAAAGCUCAGAAGCGUGCUGAACUACCUGAGCUUUCCGAGCACCACCGGCCGACCCGGAGCAGUUCGUGGCGAGUCUCCGAUCAUCGUCAGGAAUGUCAGAAUGCUGUUGGACGUGAUGCUUGAUCGAUCGCUCCACACGACGAAAACGUAUCAUCAGGAUGAUUCCGCGUCCGUCGAACGAAGCGCGGAUCACAGCAAAACGCUUCCGAACGGCGCGAGCAGCGGCGAUUUUAUUCACGGGGAUGAAUUGCCGCUUUUCGUCGAGAUCGAGAAUAUCGAGGAAGAGGAGGCGGACGAGCGUAUCGAACGGCCUGCGGAACGCGAUUGAAUCGUGAUCAA